Messenger RNA from Colletotrichum graminicola M1.001, 1536 nucleotides. RefSeq names its product major facilitator superfamily transporter. Gene Ontology annotation, cellular component: membrane. Bases 1 to 1536 code for a protein of 511 amino acids. The transcript has 7 exons. Gene Ontology annotation, molecular function: transmembrane transporter activity. NCBI's taxonomy places the organism in Eukaryota, Fungi, Ascomycota, Sordariomycetes, Glomerellales, Glomerellaceae. Gene Ontology annotation, biological process: transmembrane transport. The record is from RefSeq and is a predicted model, not a curated record.
AUGGGUAAGAGCGAGGCCAUCGAGACGCCCGAGCUCGUCGAGUACACCGACUCGAAGCAGCGGACCGACUAUGAUAAGGUCGACAAUGAGGUUGCCAAGUAUGCUGGCGAAACCAUUGUCGAGAUCGACGAAGCGACGAACAAGAGGCUGAAGAGGGCGGUUGACAAGCGGAUAUUGAGUGUCAUGGUUUUCACAUACUUCAUGCAGUCUCUUGACAAGGGAACGAUGUCUUUUGCCUCCAUCAUGGGUAUCGUGAAAGACACAGGCCUCAAGGGCCAAGAGUACUCUUGGUUGACGACCGUCAUCUACCUUGUCAUUCUUUGUGUCGAGUACCCGGAAAACUACAUCAUUCAGAAGGUCCCGAUCGCGAAAUGGCUUUCAUUCAACAUCAUAAUGUGGGGCGUCACACUGACUCUUCACGCCGCGUGCAACAACUUCACUGGACUGGUCAUCGUCCGCGGCUUUCUGGGCGCGUUCGAAGCCGUCUGCCAACCGACCUUCGUCCUCUUGACCUCCAUGUGGUACAAGCGAGAAGAGCAAGCGUCGACGGCCAUUCACUGGUACAUGAUGAACGGGCUCCAACAGAUCUUUGGCGGGUUACUGGCCUUCGCGUUCUCCUUCAUCCCUGACUCGUCUCACGUCAAGUCUUGGCAAGCCCUGUUUAUGAGCUAUGGCAUCAUCACCGUCUUUUGGGGUUUCUUCGUGCUCUGGUGGAUGCCCGACUCGCCGAUGAAGGCACACUGCUUCAGCGAAGAGGACAAGAAACUCCUGGUGGAGCGUGUCCGGUCCAACCGCACUGGUCUGCAGAACCGCAAGUUCCGCAAGGAGCAGGUCUGGGCAGCCUUCAAGGACCCUCAAGGCAUGUCACUCUACGGGUUCGCCUUGAUUCAACUACUGACCACCCUGCCUUCCGGAGGCCUUGGCGCAUUCGCGAAUAUUAUUAUCAAGUCGUUCGGGUUCACUACAUGGCAAACCCAGCUGCUGCAGAGCGUGACGGGUAUUUUGCAAAUUAUCACCAUGCUCACGGCCUCGUGGAUCGACAGGCGCUACAAGCAGACAAUCCUAGCCAUGAUAGGGGCCGUCAUCCCUACCAUCGCCGGCACCAUCGUCCUUCUCACCGUUCCGUUCGAGCCUAGCAAGAAGGUCGGCCUGCUGUUCGCGUACUACAUCAUGAUCUCCUUCUGGGCCUGCAGCGGUCUCGCUCUGUCUCUCGUCACACGCAACGUGGCCGGCCAGACCAAGAAGGGCGUGGUGAUCACUAGCAACUUCGUCUUCUGGGCUGUGGGGAAUUCCAUCGGGCCCCAGGUCUUCCGCUCACAGGAUGCGCCGCGCUACUUCCUUGCGCUGGCCAUCAUCAUUGGAUGCUUCUCGUUGCUGGUGGUUGUCCUUUUCUUCCUGCGGACAUACUACAUAUGGCAGAAUAAACUGCGUGAUGACAAGAUCGCGCGUGGCGAGGGCGUUGCGGAUACGACACACACUCAUGCUUUCGAGGACAUGACCGACAAGGAGGAUGUGAACUUCAGAUACGUCUACUAG